GAUCUAUUGGCAUUGACACCUUGUGAAUUCUCGCUCUCACUGUCCAACAGACGUCAAAGACGCAAAAGCCCUGGACGCAACGACUGAGCCUCUUUGGUGCUGUUGAAAGCUUCCGUGAAAUCAGACACAGUUGAGAUAGCAGAAGUGUUCUUGCGGCUCUGAGCGUUUAGGUUGACCGAAGGGUGUUGCGGCUUGAACCCCCGCGAACUCGACAGUGACGAACCGUGGACUAGGCGCAGAGCUCAGCCAUGGGCCUUUCGUCGCUCAGCCAUGCCGCAGGCCGGCCGCUGGCGGCUCCUGGGCAUGCGGUGCUGUCAUCAGCGCCAGCUGCCACCGCUGGCACCGCGGCCGUUUGUGCCCCAGCCCGCGCCGGUGCGCGCUGCCGGGCCCGGGCGGUAGCGCAGGCGCUUAGCGGCGCCGGCUGCGGCGGAGCGAGCGGUACCGCCACCACCACCGCCACGACCUCCGCCGCCUUCACCGUCGCCGGCCCCCUCCGCGCGCCCGCGCUUGCGCCCUGUCUGGCGCCCUAUACCGUAGCCCGACACAACGGGGCUGGCGCCCGGCGCCCAGCGCUGCUGCUGCCGCCGCUGCCGGCGGCGGCGCCUGCGGCGCCCGCCGCUGCCGCCAACGCGCUGUCGGCGGUGCCUGUGGCGACGGUGGAUGAGGUGGCGAAUGCGGAGGUGCGCAUGAGCACGACGGCGGAGCGGGCGGCGGCGAGCUGCGCGCUGGGGCCGGCGGUGGCUGCGCGCAUGCAGGCGGACUGUGUUCGCGCGGUGCGGUCCUGGUGCAAGAUGGGCUACGGCGACCCGCUGGUGGUGCACGUGGACCACCAGCACGUCUCCUCCACCUCCAACCCCGGCCUGCUCACCAGCGCCGCCGUCACCUUCGCCGGCCCCGACGGCCGCCGCCACGCGGCCGUCGCCAUCAUGGCCGCUUUCCGCUGCCCGCCGCCAACCGCCAACGACAUCCGUAAUGGCAGCCACAACGACCGCAACCGCGCCAGCGGCGGCGCCGUUUCGUCUCCCUCCCGCACCGGCAGUAGCGGCAACGGCAGCGGCGGCGGCGGCAGUAGCAGCGUCGUGGUACCGGGUAGCUCGGCGCCUAGCUUGGACCCGCUGCCGGGUCUGUCGCUGCACUGGGGCUGCUGCCAAGGGCCGGGGCAGCGCUGGAACCACCCCGGCCCCGGGUGGCACACGCAGCCGGGCGUGUCGUACGACGCAGGCAAGGGCGCCUGGCAGACGCCCAUGGCUGUGCGGCAGGCGCUGCCGCUGGACGGCCACCCCCUCACCAGCAGCCCGACAACAGCCGGCGGCGGCACCGCUGAUGGCGCAGGCGGUGCAGGCGGCGGCAGCGCUGAUGGCGCGGCGGCGGCGGUGCCAGGGGAGGCGGCGGCCUGCCGGGAGUGGGCGGCGGCCUACAGCGCUGUGCUGCAGCUGCCGUGGGAGGGGCCCAUCAAGGCUGGCGGCAUUUGCCUGGUGCUCAAGACGGCGCGCAACCAGUGGUUCAAGGCACGCACCCUGCCCGCGGCCGGCAGCGGCAGCAGCAGCAGCGGCGCAGGCGGCGGUGCUGACGUGGACUUCUGGGUGUCCACCUCGGGCCUAUCGCUGGUGGCUCAGGGCACGCCGCUGCUGCCCGACGUCUUCCGCAUGACCCACAACGACAGCCUGCCCGCAGUGGCCCGCGUGGAGGAGCGGCAGCGGGCGGAGCAGGAGGCGGUGGGAGAGGCGGAGGGCAGAAAGGAGAAGGAGGGGGGCGGCAGCGGCAAGGGCGGCAGUGCCAUGAGCAGCGGCGAUGGCACGGAUCAGGCCGCCGCCCUGGACCCCGCCACGCCGCCCCAGCCCGACCUGCUGGCCGCCGCCGCCGCCUUCCUGCCGCCGCCACGUCACGGCGACUCGCUGCUGCGCCCCGCCGACAAGUUCCCGCUGCCGCACGGCGCCGCGGCAGCAGGGCCGGGCGCGCCGCGGCCGCCGGUGUGCGGCUGGAUGGUGGACCACAUCGCUCAGCGGGAGCCGGGCGCGGAGAGGUCGCUCAUGCACCGCUACAACGCCGGCAGUGAGCUGGUGCAGAUGGCUGGUGGCAGCGGCGAGGCGGAGGCGGCGCUGGCGGCGCUGACGGCCUGGCUUCGGCUGUCGGCGGCGCGGCUGCUGGUGUGGAACCGCAACUACAACGUCAAGCCCCGAGAGAUCAGCACCGCACAGGGCCGUCUGGCCUCGCUGCUUGCCGCGCUGGGCGCCGCGCGCGGCCCCUCCGCCCCAGGCGGCCGCGGCAGCGCAGGCGUGGGCGCGCUGGUUCGUGUGGCUCUGGCGGCGGUGGGCCGCGGCGGCGGCGGCGAGGUGGGGCAGCGCAUCCGAGACGAGAUCCUGGCCAUACAGCAGCGCAACGGAUGCAAGGGUGGCAUGAUGGAGGAGUGGCACCAGAAGCUGCACAACAACACCAGCCCCGACGACGUGGUCAUAUGCCGGGCCCUGCUGGACUACAUCGCGGCCGGCCUGGACAUCACCGCCUACUGGCGCACCCUGGCCGCCGCCGGCAUCAGCGCCCAGCGCCUGGCGGGCUUCGACCGGCCCAUCACCUCCGAGCCGCGGUUCAGCGGCCAGCAGGCGGCGGGGCUGCAGCGGGACCUGGCGGCGUACCUGCAGACUCUCCAGGCGGUCCACGGCGGUGACGACCUGCGCUCCGCCGUCAACGCCGUGCUGGGCUACAGCGCCACAGACAUGAAGGGCAAGCACAUCACGGUGCCGCCGCUGUCCCAGGUGGCCACCCCCGCCCUGGCCACCCACCUGCGUGCACUGCUGGCGCUGCAGCAGCACCUGCUCAGCCCCGCAGGCCGUGGAGGCAAGGCCGGAGCGGCGGGGGCUGGUGCUGGUGCUGCGGGUGCCGGUGGUGCCGGUGCUAGCGGUGCGGGUGCUGGUGCUGGUGCUGCGGGUGCCUCGUCGUUUGUGAUGGGCGGCGCCGCUGGCGACGGCCGCGCGACCACCUUUGCCAAGGGCCCCGCCGCCGCCACUGCCGCCGCCGCCGGCGUGGGCGCGGGCGCGGGCUCGCUGCCGCGCCCCGCCGACGUGUCCUCUCUGAGCGGGCUGGCGGGCGCGGUACGCCUGAUGGAGAUGUGUGUGGAGGCGCGGCACCUGAUUAAGCCCUGCCUGGACGGUGGGGAGGCGGCGUGCGGCGGCAGGCUGGUGGACGUGGUGUUCCUGGACCUGGCCCUGGACAGCGCCCUGCGCACCGCCAUAGAGGCACACAUAGCCGACAUAAAGAAGGCGGUGUCUGACGGCACCGCCAUCCACAUCGCCGCCUCCGCCUCCGCCGCCAAGGCCGCCGCCGCAACCGGCGGCGGCACGCCCCUGGCCGCCGCCGCUGCCGCCUCCAGCUCCAGUCGGCCGGUGCCGGGCGCGUAUGCGGCAUCCGCGGCUCUGGGCCAGGCCCUGGAGGUGGUCCGGCUGGCGGCUGAGAACGCGGCCCUGAGCUGUGUGCCCAAUGACGACCUGGUGCACAGCAACAAGUGGCUCAGGCUGCUGGUGGCGCAGGACGACCCGCGCGACGCCAAGGACCGCAUGCUUCAGGCUCUGGCCAUCUGCGACCGCCUCAAGCGCAGCCUGGCCGAGCACAGCGGCACACUCAUGGCGCUGCUGCAGCCGCCCGCAGACACACUGGCGGCCCGGCUGGGCAUUGCGCAGGCUGCUGUGGGCGGCAUUGGUGAGGAGGUGGUCCGCGGCAGCAGCUCCGCCCCGCUGGCGCAGCUGCUGGCCUGCCUGGAACCGGCGCUCAGGCGGGCCACGGGCGGCGGCGUGUGGCAGGUGGUGAGCCGCGGCGGCGACCGGCCUGUGGUUGCGGGUCGGCUGCGUCUGGUGCCGCGGCUGGAGGCCGUGCAGCACGAGGUGAUGGCCGAGCCCACCGUGCUGCUGGUGGAGGGACUGACAGGUGCUGAGGAGAUUCCGGAGGGCUGUGUGGCUGUGUUGGUGGGCAGUGCGGCGGAGGGCGGCGGCAGCUCCGUGCCGGACGUGCUGAGUCACAGCGCGGUGCGGGCGCGGAACAUGGGCGUGCUGCUGGCGGGCUGCCACUGCGCGCAGACGGUGGCCCGCAUCAGCGAGGCGGCGGGCUCGCGCGUCAUGUUGCGGCUGGAGGGCGCCGACGUACAGGUCAGCUUCAGCAGCGGCAGCCGCAGCGGGGCCAGCAGCGCCAGCAGCAGCAGGAGCAGCAGCAGGCAGUAGCGGGCUGGGGCGGGCCGCGGAGGGCCGUGGACGGCCGUGCGUGUUAUGUGUUCUGGUCCGGUGUACUUCAGAGAAAGUGCGGUGGUGUGGCGUCGGUGCGGUUGCGCGUAGUGCUGACAUGGUGUAGGCAUGUGUUGGCACGCCGUACACACGCACGUACGCACGUGUCAUGCACAGCACAAAGCCAGGUCGUAACGGUACGGUUGUCCUUUCGCAGUUACACACCGAAAAAACAUGUGACUCGCAAAUCAACCUGUCUUCUUCACUGUAUUGAGUGUUGCAGCGGCGGGUUGCAGUUGUUGUGCGGCCAAAGGAUUUGCGUCCUAUACGGUAAUCUAGGCACAGCGCCGCUCUUGCGGUUGUCAAGCUCUCGCGGUCUAGCAGCGCGGUUCGAGUUGCAAGCUGCAGUCCAUAUAGUACAGCGGGUCUUGCUGAUCGAUUUGCGGUAGGGCAAUAAGGUAAUGGUGUCGACUGGGGGUGAUUGCCUGGUUGGGGGCGCGGAGGGCGGCGUGUCACAGCAAGCCCCUUUCCGCCAGACCAUUUGAGAGAGUAUAGCAUGGCGUGGCAUCGCAUCGCACCUGGCACCUGGCCUGGUGUACGGUAUGUUGGUGCUACUGGUGAGUAUCAGGGCGCUAGCUCGCACGCACUGGAACAGCGCACCCAUGUCAAGUCGAUGGCAUGCAGAUGCGCCUGUGUGUGUGUUCAUGUGCGGCGUACGUCAUCGUCGUGGAGGAAUGCAUCAGGCUCCUGCUGGCCGGCUGGGCUGGAGGGCUGCUGGUUGCUGCCCACCGCGUGCGUGUGUGCAGCUGCUGCUGCUGGUGGUGGCGCGGCACCGGCUGCCGGCUGCUGCGGCUGUUUGUGGCGGCCCUUGUAAAACAAAUGCUGGACCAAGUACGUCGUCCGGGCAGCCGCCUGCAGCGGUGGUGUGGGAUGGGGGCGCGGCGCACGAACAGCCGCCGGCUGCUGCGGCAGGUCGCGGCAGCCCUUGUAAUAAAGUAGCCCU
Chlamydomonas reinhardtii is the source of this 5211-nucleotide messenger RNA. RefSeq lists its product as uncharacterized. The record is from RefSeq and is a predicted model, not a curated record. NCBI's taxonomy places the organism in Eukaryota, Viridiplantae, Chlorophyta, Chlorophyceae, Chlamydomonadales, Chlamydomonadaceae. Bases 249 to 4208 code for a protein of 1319 amino acids. The transcript is spliced from 24 exons.